AUGCCGGUUGCAAAUUUACCUGAUAUUGUGGAGUUUGCUUAUAGUAAGGUCGAGGCAUCUAAAACCUCAAUUUUGAGUUUGUUCACAUUUGGGAGAGAUUUCAAUGGAGGUUCAGAGAGUGGUUGUGGUUCAGGAUGCAUCAAAGGAUUGGGGUAUAAAAUUAGGGUUGAUCAGACAACCAAGAAGAUUGUUGAAGAUGAAAUCACAAGGAAGCAAAAUGAGUAUGAAAGAAGUGAAAAGGUGAUGAUGAUUAACAAGUUGUAUGAAAUGAAGAAGAUUGCUUUCCACAAAAAAGUGGUGUCGGGAUCUUCACCAAAAGUUGUUGCUGUUGAAAUGGCUAAGAAACUACAAGCAACUUGGAUAAUACUUGACAGGCAGAUGAAAAAAGACAGGACAUAUUUCAUGGACAGGUUAUCUUGUGGUAUAUCAAGGAUGAAGCAUAAUGGUGAAGUUCGUUUAGUGCGAGGACCGGUCAGUAUGCAAGAGAAAGCUGACACACCAAGCAAGUCAAUUCAAAGCAAUAAUAUCAAAUAUGACGAGAUGCUACCUGAACAAGAACAAGAAGAGAUAGUACCAGAGGUGUCCAAUAUAGUGACUGAUGACAAUAAUGAUGAUGAUCUUUUCAGCCUGGACUUCUCCCCACUAAAAUUGCCACUGCAGAAUGUUGAUUCAACCACAGAAUUGAAGGAUGAAAAGGUCUCAUCUACUCUAACCUUCGAUGCGAACAAGGAUUCUGGCAUUGAAGAUAGCUUCAUAAGCUGGGAGGUGCCAAAUGAUGAUUCAAUUGCUGUUUUAAACUGUGCUAACUGGUAUUCAACAAGAGAUGAACAUAGGGAUCUAGACAUAGGAGAUGAAAAAUGUAACAUGGAAUCAGAAAUUUUGGCAGAUGGAUUGCCCAAAUUCCAACAGGAGGAAAAGUUGAACAGUGUUGAGUGUUUGGAAUUUGCUAAGGUAGGGCCAGUUACUGAACAAAAGACAGAUUUCACUUAUGCUGAGUUAUACAAAGCUACAAAUGGGUUUUCUUCGAAAAAUUUUAUUUCUGAAGGGGGGUUUGGAUUGGUCUUCAAAGGAGUAUUAAGUGAUGGACAAUGGAUAGCUGUUAAACAACAUAAAGAUGCAAGUAUGCAGGGAGAUAAAGAAUUCAGAUCAGAGGUUCAAGUGCUUAGCAAGGCUAGUCACAAAAAUGUUGUUAAACUAUUUGGUUCUUGUUCAGAAGGAAAUCAUCGCUUGCUUGUUUAUGAGUAUGUUAGCAAUGGUUCAUUGGACAUGCAUCUGUCAAAAAACAGCUCUAGAGUAUUGAGUUGGAAGGACAGGAUGAACAUAGCACUUGGAGCAGCGAGCGGUUUGAACUAUUUGCAUCAGAAAAAAAUAGUCCACAGAGACAUGAGGCCUGGCAACAUUCUCAUAACUCAGAAUUAUGAACCUUUGUUAGGAGAUUUUGGACUGGCAAGAGCACAACAAAAUGAUUCUGACCGCUCAUCAGACAACAAGGUUGUUGGAACAGUGGGAUAUUUGGCACCAGAGUACGCUGAAAGAGGAAAGUUUUCAAACAAGACUGAUGUGUAUUCCUUUGGAGUUGUUUUAUUAGAGCUAAUCACUGGCAAGACAACAAUGGAGAAGAGACUUCAAGAAAAAAGUCUUGCAGAAUGGGCAAGACCACUUCUGAAAGAAAGGAAAUAUCCGGACUUGAUUGACGAGAGACUUUUAGAGUGCCAUGAUGUUCAUCAACUAUUUUGGAUGGUUAGUUUGGCAGAGAAGUGUCUUAGCAAGGAUGCUGAUAAAAGGCCACCCAUGGAUAAGGUGGAAAAUGCAUUGAGAUGCAUAAUUGAAGGGAAAACAACUGAAGGAAUGGAUGAAUUUUCCCCGACACGAUCUUUCAGCGGCUUGUCACUCUCUAGUGAAUCACAGGAUGGAGAAGAACCUGAUCAACUGGACCUGGCAAGUCCAGAUGCAUAUCCAAUUAGCAAGAACAGAAAAAGUGAGUCAAGCUCAACAUUAUCGUCAUUUUUCAGUAAUGAAACAUCAAGCACAUUCAAAAGUCCGGAGGUUUCAAACUCAGGUAGACGUUCAUAUAAAAAGCCAAUCUCGCGAAGAUCAUUUUUCUAUGAUGAGAUGCUCAUUUAGCCUGGUAAUUUGAAUUAUAAUUUGUUAAGUUGUCAUCCUCAUGGGCUUGAUUGUACAUGUUUUGUAUCUAACCUUUUUAUU
Molecule: messenger RNA, 2205 nt
Organism: Dioscorea cayenensis subsp. rotundata (Guinea yam)
Lineage: Eukaryota; Viridiplantae; Streptophyta; Magnoliopsida; Dioscoreales; Dioscoreaceae
Product: inactive protein kinase SELMODRAFT_444075-like
Exons: 11
Coding region: 1-2124 (707 amino acids)
Biological process (GO): protein phosphorylation
Molecular function (GO): ATP binding; protein kinase activity
Source: RefSeq, a predicted model, not a curated record